This is a messenger RNA of Metarhizium brunneum ARSEF 3297, 1527 nucleotides long. RefSeq lists its product as uncharacterized. The record is from RefSeq and is a predicted model, not a curated record. Gene Ontology annotation, molecular function: FAD binding; proline dehydrogenase activity. Gene Ontology annotation, cellular component: mitochondrion. Lineage: Eukaryota; Fungi; Ascomycota; Sordariomycetes; Hypocreales; Clavicipitaceae.
AUGAGACUCGCGCCUUCUCGCGGGUUUGCUUGCUUGCCCGUUCGCAGGGCCUCUACUUUCCCCAAUACCGACUCAUUCUCAUCCACAUAUGCUCUUCUCGCGACGGCGGUGAUUCGUGCCAACCAUGGCCACAUCACCGCUUCUCCCAAAGGCAGCUUUGCCCUCAUGACCCAGCAGCGCCGGGGUAUUCACUCUUCCGAGCGCAAGUCGUCGACCGUCGCUGAGUUGCCAGGUGCCGUCCCUCCUCCGGCCAACUUGGAACCAAGCCGCGCACCCCUCUCGGUUUUGCCCUUGAGCAUGAUCAUCCGCUCCUUGGCCACGACUGUCGUGUCUUCCUCCCCUCUGCUUUUGCCACCGUCGCUGCAGAUCAUGACCUUGCUGGCUCACAGCACCAACCCCGUCUUUAACCCGGACAGAAACCCUAUUCUGCGAUACUUCCUCAAGAAGUCAUUCUAUGCCCAGUUCUGUGCUGGUGAGAAUCCCGCUGAAGUGCAGGCAACUAUCAACAGGUUGAAGAACAUUGGGUUCACUGGCGUAAUCCUGGGAUAUGCUCGCGAGGUUGUCUUGACAGAGAAGCAGGCCGAGGAGGUUGAGUUGGCUGCAGGACAAGAGACCCAAAAAGUCAUCGACAACGAGAUUGUGCCCUGGGCCGAGGGCACCCUUGAAACCGUCCGUUUGGCACAGCCAGGAGACUUUGUCGCACUCAAGUUCACCGGCGCUGGCAGUCUGGCUCUGCAUGAGCUGAAGCAUAAACUUCCCGCCAGCCCUUACCUAUCCAAGUCUAUCGAUUCCAUCUGCCAGCUUGCUCACGAGCGUGGCGUUCGUCUCUUGUUCGAUGCUGAGCAGGACGCUCUCCAGGAUGGUAUUGACGACUGGACAAUGGAGUUUGCCAACAAGUACAACACUUCCCCUGACACUUGCACCAUCUACGGAACCUACCAAGCGUACAAGAAGAAGACUCCCGCCGUUCUGGAACGCCACCUUGCCAUGGCACAGGAGGGCCAAUUCUCACUCGGCGUCAAGCUGGUUCGCGGUGCCUAUCUUGGUUCAGACCCUCGCCAAUGCUUCUUUGAUACCAAAGCCGAUACCGACGCGUGCUACGACGGUGUUGCUGCGAGUGUCCUGACCCGUCAAUGGAACACCACCCUCGAAGGCAAUGGCGAAUAUCCCGCUGCCCAUCUUGUCCUUGCCACUCACAACGCCGAGUCUGUUCAGAAAGCCCGCGCGAUUUGCGACGCUGGUGGUGCCAAAUCCGAGAUCGCCUUCGCCCAACUUCAGGGUAUGGCCGACGAAAUUAGCUGUGAGCUGGUCGAGGCUAGCCAAUCCGCACGUGCUGCAGAUGCCUCGGCUACUCCCAACUUGCCUGCCUACAAGUAUCUCGUUUGGGGGACGACUGGCGAGUGCAUGAAAUAUUUGCUUCGACGUGCUCAAGAGAACAAGGACGCUGUCCAGCGAACGAAGAGUGGACGUGACGCCAUGUGGGCCGAGGUUGUUCGUCGCGUCAAGAAUACUCUCCGUCUUGCAUAA